This is a messenger RNA of Alnus glutinosa, 662 nucleotides long. RefSeq names its product histone H2AX. The transcript has 2 exons. Gene Ontology annotation, molecular function: structural constituent of chromatin; protein heterodimerization activity; DNA binding. Bases 94 to 528 code for a protein of 144 amino acids. The record is from RefSeq and is a predicted model, not a curated record. Lineage: Eukaryota; Viridiplantae; Streptophyta; Magnoliopsida; Fagales; Betulaceae. Gene Ontology annotation, cellular component: nucleosome.
AACAACAAAAAACCAAAAGCAUCAAAGCUAGGGUUAGGGUUAAGGUUAAGGUUUCGGUGCCAUUUUCUCUUGUAGGAUUCGUGAAUUGGAGAGAUGAGUUCGACGGGUGGAGGUGGUGGAGGGUCGACCAAGGGCGGGAGGGGAAAGCCCAAGGCGUCAAAGUCGGUGUCGCGGUCGCAGAAGGCGGGGCUGCAGUUUCCGGUUGGUAGGAUCGCCCGGUUUCUCAAAGCCGGCAAGUAUGCGGAGCGUGUCGGCGCCGGCGCUCCCGUAUACCUCUCCGCUGUUCUCGAGUACCUCGCUGCUGAGGUUUUGGAGCUUGCUGGGAAUGCAGCGAGAGACAACAAGAAGAACCGGAUUGUGCCGAGGCACAUCCAGCUUGCGGUGAGAAAUGAUGAGGAGCUGAGCAAGCUUUUGGGCUCUGUGACCAUUGCCAAUGGAGGAGUCUUGCCCAAUAUCCACCAGACCCUUCUACCUAAGAAGGUGGGCAAAGGGAAGGGCGAUAUUGGAUCUGCUUCUCAAGAGUUCUAGGACUUUCUAGUCUCUUGCAUUCGUGGGUUUACCACCGUUUGUAAAAUAGAUGUGCUUUUCUGUUUUUUGGGUGUCAUCUGAAUUUGUGACGUUAUCUUUUUGUCAAAGAAACGAAAUUUACUAGCUUUCUCGUA